Messenger RNA from Meriones unguiculatus (Mongolian gerbil), 8272 nucleotides. It is a transcript of the gene Pax5, whose product is annotated as paired box 5. Gene Ontology annotation, biological process: regulation of transcription by RNA polymerase II; anatomical structure development. Lineage: Eukaryota; Metazoa; Chordata; Mammalia; Rodentia; Muridae. The transcript is spliced from 11 exons. The coding region runs from base 570 to 1802 and encodes 410 amino acids. Gene Ontology annotation, molecular function: RNA polymerase II cis-regulatory region sequence-specific DNA binding; DNA-binding transcription factor activity, RNA polymerase II-specific. The record is from RefSeq and is a predicted model, not a curated record.
GGCACCAAGGCGGCAUUGCUGCUCUCCGGGCCUCUCGCACGCCUUCGGGCCGGCCCGGUCCGCCCCGUCUGGCACGCUGGGCAGGCCGCAGAACCGACCCCUUUCCCGGCUCUUGGCCCACAGUGCGGGGCGGUGUGCCGGGGGCGCGGCGUGUCUGGGGACAUCUUGUGAUGUUGGCGAGAACAGGACAUGAUCUCACAUGGCGAGAAGCUCUUUAGUUCCUUAAUCAUUUCACGGUGCCCUCGGACGCUUUUUUUCCACCUAAAACGUUUAGUUUCAGCUCAGUGAUCAGCUACCCCAGCUCGGCGGGGGAGCGGAAGGCUUCAAUUAUUCCGACUUGUGAGCGUCCCGGCACCAAAAAAAAAAAAAAAAAAAGAAAGAAAGAAAGAAAGAAAAAGAAAAGAAAAGAAAAAGAAAAAAAGAAAGAAAGAAAAGAAAGAAAGAAAGAAAAGAAAAAAGAAAGAAAAGAAAAAAGAAAUAAAAAAAGAAAGAAAGAAAGAGGAAAAAGGGCACACAAAAAAGUGGAAACUUUUCCCCCUGUCCACUUCAUCAAGUCCUGAAAUAUCAAAAUGGAUUUAGAGAAAAAUUACCCGAAUCCUCGGACCAUCAGGACAGGACAUGGAGGAGUGAAUCAGCUUGGGGGGGUUUUUGUGAAUGGACGGCCACUCCCAGAUGUAGUCCGCCAAAGGAUAGUGGAACUUGCCCAUCAAGGUGUCAGGCCCUGCGACAUCUCCAGGCAGCUCCGGGUCAGCCAUGGUUGUGUCAGCAAAAUUCUUGGCAGGUAUUACGAGACAGGAAGCAUCAAGCCGGGGGUGAUUGGAGGAUCCAAACCAAAGGUUGCCACUCCCAAAGUGGUGGAAAAAAUUGCUGAGUAUAAACGCCAAAAUCCCACCAUGUUUGCCUGGGAGAUCAGGGACCGGCUGUUGGCAGAGCGAGUGUGUGACAAUGACACAGUGCCCAGUGUCAGUUCCAUCAACAGGAUCAUCCGGACAAAAGUACAGCAGCCCCCCAACCAGCCGGUCCCAGCUUCCAGUCACAGCAUAGUGUCUACAGGCUCCGUGACACAGGGGUCAUCAGUGAGCACCGACUCUGCAGGCUCCUCGUACUCCAUCAGUGGCAUCCUGGGCAUCACGUCCCCCAGUGCCGACACCAACAAGCGCAAGAGGGAUGAAGGUAUCCAGGAGUCUCCAGUGCCAAACGGCCACUCGCUUCCAGGCAGAGACUUCCUCCGGAAGCAGAUGCGGGGAGAUCUGUUCACACAACAGCAGCUGGAGGUGCUGGACCGUGUGUUUGAGAGGCAGCACUACGCAGACAUCUUCACCACCACGGAGCCCAUCAAGCCGGAGCAGUGGUGCCCGGCGCUGAGGAGACAAUACUUGGUGCAGCCCCAGGCAGUCCUUUUCCAGACCACGGAAUAUUCGGCCAUGGCCUCGCUGGCUGGAGGCCUGGAUGACAUGAAAGCCAACUUGACAAGCCCCACCCCUGCUGACAUCGGGAGCAGUGUUCCAGGUCCACAGUCCUACCCCAUUGUCACAGGCCGCGACUUGGCAAGCACGACCCUCCCUGGGUACCCUCCGCACGUCCCCCCCGCUGGACAGGGCAGCUACUCUGCACCGACGCUGACAGGGAUGGUGCCUGGGAGUGAAUUUUCUGGGAGUCCCUACAGCCACCCUCAGUAUUCCUCCUACAACGAUUCCUGGAGGUUUCCCAACCCAGGGUUGCUUGGCUCCCCAUACUAUUACAGCGCCGCAGCCCGGGGAGCCGCACCACCUGCCGCAGCCACCGCCUACGACCGUCACUGACCCUCAGAGCCACCUGGGCGCCGAGCACUUGCAUUGAGGGAGGCAGCCUCCCAACCCCCAAGACAGACAGAGGGGUCCGACGCCUGCGUCUCCCACCCCUCCCGCACACACUUGAAGCACCCUCCCUCCCUUUUUUUCUGCCUGGGAUCCAGGUAGGGCUGUUGGACUACUCCGUGCUUGUCCAUUUCAAGAGUCAGCUUCUCCCAGCGGUGGCAGGGCCUCCGCUGUUCCGAAGACCACCGCAGCCAGGCCCUGCCUGCCUCAGAUGCCUGACUGUCUGACCAUCUGUGCGGUUCAGCCACUGCAGGCCUGGAAAGGAGAGCUAGCUUUUGUUGCUCCACAGCGCCCGUGUAAAUACUUUCUUGCUUCUCUAUGGGCCUGAGGGUCUAAGGGAGCAGAUCAGCCUACCCACAAUGCAUCACAGGACAUCUUCCACCCAUGCACAGAGGGUCCUCUCUGCCCUGGUGCCCUGUCAAGGAUCUCAAAGCUGUCUUUGAAACUGACGGUGCCUGCGCGAGGAUGCCUGUCCUCUGGUCACCCUGCUUCUCUGAUGUCUAGAGGGCCCACUGGUGGUCAUCGUGCAAUUUUCCCCUGAGGUUUCCCCCAAGAGGGAUACGCUUCAGGGAGACACCCUGGCUUCUUGCCUCCUUUCUGUGGAGCUACCACAGCAUCGACAGUCCUUUUUUCUUAAUCAAGGACCUUCAAGAGACUGUCUGGGACGUUCCUCAGCUGCUGUUCUACAGUAAGAGGUUAUCCAAGUGCUGAUGGCAUUGUGACUCUGCAUGAUCAGAAGAUCAUCUGACCCAGGCCAGGGACAGACCUGAGGCUCCCCCAGAUCCCCCUGGCCCCUAGAACCACCAAACUGAAUAUGUUUUCUGAGGCAUGCCCAGGCUCAAGUCACUUUGGACAUCAGCCAUGGACAUUUCACUCAACGACUGUCCUCUGGGACUGCAACAACUGGAUUCUGGGCAAGCCUGUCCCAGACACAGAGACAAUGGCUAACAGAAAGGACUUGUCCCUGCACUGAGGGCCAGCACAUCCUGCAGGCAUCAGGACCGAGCUUCCUCACACACAGCCCCACCCACCCCUGGCAGAGCAGGGCGUGUGUCUAGGUGUGGAGGUGCUGGGGAUGGUGGCAGGUGCCUGACUUACACCAAACAGGUCAACCUGUUGCUCCAAGGGGUGGAGAUGGAGGUCACUGUGGGAAAGGCAGAGGAAUGUGUGGGAGACAGAGGCCGGGCUAGGGGAGGAACAGGACAAGCAAUGAGGCAGGGGUGACUUGGAGGUGGGUCUGAGUCUGGGGUGCCCAGUGACACAAUUUCUCAUCUGGAACCUCUAUUCUCUGCAUGGUCCCUCUUGCCAACUCAGAAUGGCAGAGGAGAACCCCUGUCUAAACUAAGGCUGAAUUAUAACAAUGACGGGGAACUUGACCGUUUCAUGUGACAGUGUGCCUAGGGCCUGCUGUAGCUGAACUGUGGGGCCUCAGACCCUUUACCUCUCUGAUCCUCUGCUGAACUAAGAACAGGCUUAUCUCACUAUUGUCCCUUCCUCCCUUCCUCCCAGGGAGCAGUGGCAGUGACAGGGUCACCUGUGUCAGGGCCUCACUUUUGAAUAAGUAUGUGGGGUCUUGCCAAUGUUCCAAUCAAAUGUAAAACAAGAAUGAGAAACAGAGGAGCUUUCAAAAAGACCUGGUUUAGUCCCCUAAGGAGAACUGAGGCCCAGCUUAUGGAAGCCCAGAACCAGACAGGGAGACAAAACAGACCUCCUCCCCAUGUGUUCUGUGCCUCAAUAUCCCCAUAGUGGGGCAAAAGAAGAAACUGAAGUUCAGUGAAGUGGAGUCCCCAAGCCUUGACUGGCAGAGGUAGGGGUGUGGGACUUAGUCCCCCCGACUUCUAACACAUGGUGAUCCCUGUCACCUCUAUCUCUCCCUGGGAGAGAAGGUAUCAGUGAAGACGGCAAGAGGUGCUGCUUGUCCCAGUACUCCAGAUUAGGCUUCCAAACUAGUAGAACUGCCAAGAAUCCCUGUCACCAGGCCAGAGCAAAGCCUGUGCACUCGAAGCAGGCUUGGUGGAACUUGCUAGGCAAAGGAAGGUAGCCAGAGCCCCAGCCCACAUCCAGGAGCUGGGUGACCAGCCUCCAGCCUCCACUUGUCAGCUAAGGAAGGAGAAGGCUCUGUCCGCACUCCUGUUUCUCUGUCCCCUGCCACUGUUCUCGUUGUAGUGAUGUUCACCCUGCCCUCCUCGCAGUUUCAAGCUUCUGGCACGAGGGCAGCCCCCCUCCCAGCCAGCUGCUUCAUGCACACGCCCUCCUUCCUCAGCAAAGCCCACCCUGAUCCACAGAGGCUCCCUCCCCUGUCUCCUGGCCUUGCCCCUGUAAGGAGCUCCAUCUUUCCUCUCUCACCUGAGGUGCUGCUGGUCCUCACAUUAGAAUCUGUAUUAGACAACCCCGUGGUUCCUGGGAUGCCAGGUAGAAGCACAAGAGCACAGAGGCUCGUGGUUGUUUACACACACUGCUCUAGCCAGCUGCUGGGAUGCAGGUGCGUGUGUGCAUUCUCACAUUUGCACACCCGCCCUCUCCAGCCAGAACUCUCACACCGCGGAUGCACAAUGCCAGAGAACCCAGAACGCAGUCUGGGGCUUCACCGGCUCCAUGGCAGGAAGCCUGGGCAUUCCUCCACAGGCCUGCUCCCCCAUAGUUCUGUUGGAACUUUGUGAGAAGGGAUAUCUCAUACCAUUUGUCCCGCUCCAGCCUGAGAAGUUGUGAUGCUAUAGAAACCCACCGCCCCUUUGCUAAGGCACCUGCUCAGAGGUCGUGCCUUCACAACUGGACACUGUGCUUUGGAUUGCUCCCCUAUCCCAUGAGGCAAAGACACUGACAUUCGGGGCUCACUUUGAAGAUACAGGUGAGAUGAAUCCUUAGAUCUCUGAAGCACAUCCUUUGCCCACAGAGUUGAGACCCCAUCAUAGAGUGCAUGGCUUGAAGACAGACACCCCUCAGCCCUCCAGAAGUCCCCAGACCUACAAAGAGGAAAGAAAAGAUGGCGCUCAGAAGCUGGCCCAGUAACUGGAAGGGUCUGGGGGGACUGGCGGCCUUGCUGGUCCUGUGAACACUGAAACUUUCAGUCUUUACCUAAAUUCACAUGAACACUUGCUGCGGAGUCUUUCCCAGCUGGACCCUAAGGCUCAUAGGACAGUGUGUCCAAACCUGUGCCAUGGUCCGUGGCAGGGCCUAGACGUGAAUCUGACUCUCAGAAAAUAAGGCAUCAGUGCCAUGAGCCAUCCAUUUCCUUUCUGUUUCCUCUGCCCUUUCUACUUUGGGUUGAACUAUGACAAUGCACAGGGGCGCCUGGCCUAGAGUCUGGGCUAUCCAUAGGCCCAGAAAAACGUAGAUCUGAGGCCAGCCAGGUAGUUCAAAUCCACCCUCUACGCAAGGCACAAAGCAGCAGGGCUUGGCCCAGAUUGUCCCAUGAAUGGCAUCUCAAUAGUGAAAAAUUUUAAACACUCUGUUGGCCAAAAGAAAAAGAUGUCUAUGAGCUGAAUCUGGCCCAUCAGCCACCUUCUUGUGAGCUACAAACAGUCUUGUCUGGAGGCCUUCCAUUCCUCUCAUUCUUUCAUGAACCCUUGGAGAUGGGAGCAGGGUGAGAGUUGUGUGAACUGUCUGGGCUUUGGAUGUGGCAGAGAGGCAGCUCCGCGCUGGGUAGGAAGGGAGCCACCGGUUUUCUGUGUAUAGGGCCCCAGAUGUGGCCACAGGGCACUGAGGGAUGAAAUCCCUUUAUGAGGUGUCAGGCUCCGGAGUGGUUGACCUGCCUUUGGCAGCCUCAGCUCUAUCCACCCCCGUGUAGGUGACAUUUCAGCUAGAAUUUAACUCCAAGCCAUGGGUAGCAAAUCUGAAAAACAAACCAAGCACUCCCAAACAAAUACCAGGAACAAGUGACACCUGACACGCUGUCUCUCAGGAGUCCCUGCACAGGCCAAGCAGGCUAGAGAAGGCUGACCCCAUAGGUCUCUGAGUUAGACCAGCUCCAUGGCGGUCCUGGCCUUGUCGACCACCUGGACUCUGCCUGUGAUGGUUUCCAGGCACACGCUGGUGCACCUGGAUAAAUUUAUUCCUUUAGUGCUUUAACCUACAAGAGGUCCAAGGCAGGCGCAUUUCAUAAAAGAAAACAAAAUACAUGAUAGGAGACUUGGACAGUCAGGCCACGACUCCUCGCCUGCAGUCUGCCCUACCUCCUAGUGGCCCCUUCCACCCCCUGGCCCUUGUUGUCCCUGGACCUCAAGAUUCCUUUUUGCAUAUUCAUGAGGGAGCCACAGAGCUGAUCCCCACUUCCCUGCUGUCAGCUCAGGCUGUUCCUGCGGUGGUGGCCAGGCCCCCAAGGGCCAGCGCGGAGCACACAGUGAGUGCCUUGCACAGGUGCUGUCCUGACGCAGAUGCACAGUCUAUAGAGUGAGCUGCAUGCUGGGAGCCGCAGACACCCAUCUUCCUUUCUGUCUUUGGUAAUUCCUCAGCACUGAGGUCCAGUUCCUGGACACUUCCAGGACCAACAGGGAACUUGUAUCCGAUCAUGGCCAUUCAUGGGGUUCAAUCCAGAGGUUUCAAUUAGUACAGUCUCCAGAUGAGGCUGAACACAGCCGCCAGUACGUCCGGAGACUUCUGCCCACACCUUAGACUCCUGAGCAGCACCAAAUUGCUGUUUCUGUCCUCACUGUGGGGAUGUCAAGGCAUUAUGGUGGGAUCAGGAUCAGCCUGGACAGCUUUGAGCAUGGAGCAGAGAGGGGAGAGAGGAAAACAGCAUGAGGGAUUAGGGACUUGGCAGUUCUGUGUCUCUCACUGACCCUAAGGCCUGACUUCAGGAAGCCAACCUGUAGUCUCACGUGCCCAACCUGGGUUCACUCACCUGCUAAGGCUGCUGAAUGUUGGGGGGUUAGUCCCCCAAACCACCAUGCAGAUGGCAUCUCCAAAAGCACCAUUAGGAACAAGUGAUGAUAGGUUUUUGAUUUACAAAUGGUGCAGUUCCCUUAGACUGGAACAGAAAGAAACCAUUUAAUGACCCCCUUGUUUCCAAGCAUGGAUACAUUUUAAUGAAACUAUUUUAUUGUAUUUGAGGAAAUGGAGAGUUGAACAUUCCAACCAGUCCACAGCAAGUUAAUUGCUAUAAAGUGAGAAAGAAAAUAAAUUCCGAAUCUAUUUUAAACAUCCUGCAAAACUCAGAGCCUCCGAGUCAGGCCUUCCUCACCAUGCUGCAUGGACAGAGAAUACAUGCACCACACACACACACACACACACACACUCUUAUACACAGUCACACAUUCACACACACUCAUACACACGGUCAUACACUCACGCACUAAUGCUAGGACAUGAACCUCAGAAGAAGGACUGAAUCUCCCAGUGCCAGUUCUUGCUGACUCUCCUUGCCGUCAGUCACAGAAGGCGAGUAGACCCAGCAGCAGCCUGUCCCGGGGCUCAGGAAGGUAGAUCUGGCCACCAGCCCCAAGCCACCAGCCCAGUGUGGAGAGUGGGCACGAGGGGCCCGAUGCUGCCAGCAUGCUUUUCCUCUGCCUGGCUGCAGGCUCACCCCCCACCCCCACGGUGGACAGGGGGUGGGGGGUUGACUGGAGUGUGGCCCUGGCUGCUGCUGGACAAUGCUGCCCUGGUUUGUCACCCUCUAGUGGCCUUCAGACAUUGAGUAUUUGUUGAAAUGCAGAUUACAUUCCAGUGGAACUGCCAGGAAGACAUGUGGGUUUUGCUUUUCAUUCUUUUAGAUGGUUUUAACUUUGUCCUAGGGACUGACCCUUCCAUCAUCAAAGAAAUGCAUAUCUACUGAUCUACCGUAUCCGCCAAAGUUUGUGAUGCCUGCAUAGACGCUUGUUAAAAAAAAUAUACAAAAAAAAAAACAACAAAAAAUAAAUAAAACCACACAAUUGAAUUGCCUUUGAAAGUGGGAGACAAUCUGUCUCCAACAGGUUGAGAAACAAAAAGCUUCUUUAAAGUGUGUAUGUUUUAUAUUUUUUUUCUAGUAGAACUGACUUGAAAUAUUGGUGUUUUUUUUCUUAGUGAUGUGUGUUGCUUUUGUGUGUGAUAAUAUUUGAAUGUAAUUACAGCAGUGCCAAUUUGCCAAAGAUGUUGGACAUAUUUUUCUUUUGUUGGGGGAAGGGAAAGGGCUGAGGGUGGGACUUGGGAGGAAACUGGGAUGGGAUACUGGUUUACUUUUUUUUUUUUUUAACUUUUUUUCAUGUCAAACCUGGGAUUUGUGGAUUUAUUUUAAGUUAAAUGGUUGACCGCAACACCUUUGCUUUAAAUUAGCUGGAGAAACAUGCAAUAAGGUUGGCGUAGUUUCAAUAUCUGUGUCUUUUCAUGAGUGACUGUUCCUUGUGAAGAAUUGAUUUUAUGUAACCUUUAUGUGAGAUAAUUAUUUGUAAAUAUUUGCCAUAAUUUUAUUGGUUCCUAAAAUAAAAGUAAUUUUUUAAGUU